Mytilus trossulus (common blue mussel) is the source of this 6982-nucleotide messenger RNA. RefSeq names its product b(0,+)-type amino acid transporter 1-like. Gene Ontology annotation, molecular function: L-amino acid transmembrane transporter activity. Lineage: Eukaryota; Metazoa; Mollusca; Bivalvia; Mytilida; Mytilidae. The record is from RefSeq and is a predicted model, not a curated record. Gene Ontology annotation, cellular component: membrane. The transcript is spliced from 13 exons. Gene Ontology annotation, biological process: amino acid transmembrane transport. The coding region runs from base 298 to 1857 and encodes 519 amino acids.
AAGCUUAGAACAUGAAAGUGACAUAAUCUCGUAAUAUUUAUUGUUGUGUUCAGCGUUAAAUCAUAAUGUUAUUGAUCUUAAGAUAAGUCUUAUUGUGAUAGUUUAAGCUUUGAUUAAUCAUUUGGAAUAAAAGAAAGAUUAAUCGAUUGGAAUAUUUGUGAUUUAAUGUUUUAUAUAUUUUGGAUUCAAUAGUUGUUUAUUUCACAUGUGGCUCUUGGAUUAACACAACCACUUAGAACUCUAAAAUUCACAGAAAGUGAAAAGGUGUUUUAUUCUGAAAUUGCAAAUAAUCAAGACAUGGCAGACUAUAGCAAAGACGAUACCAAAAAGUUAUUUGAAAGUUUUAACGGAAUAAAUGGGUUAUCUAAUGGUAUUGUCGGGGACGUGAAAGAUGCAAUAAAUAAUAACAGUGUUCUAAUCGACCAAGAUAAAAACAAAUGUGUGGCGCUGAAGAAAAGAAUGGGACUUAUGUCUGGAGUGGCAUUAAUCGUAGGAACGAUGAUAGGUUCUGGAAUAUUUAUUUCACCCAAAGGUGUAUUAAUGAGCACAGGAUCGGUGGGUUUGAGUUUUGUGGUGUGGCUAGGAUGUGGUGUCCUAGCUCUUAUGGGUGCUCUGUCAUACGCUGAAUUAGGUACAAUGAUCACUAAAUCUGGUGCUGAAUAUGCAUACCUAAAAGAUGCAUUUGGGCCAUUACACAAGAACCUUGGACCAGUGCCAGCCUUUUUAUUUGCCUGGACCUCAGUCUUGAUAUUGAAACCAGCUUUAUUUGGGGUGGUUGCAAUGAGUUUUGGACUGUAUGCUGUAGAGCCAUUCUGCCCCUGUGGACCAUCAGACACUGCAGUUAAAUUAGUAGCUAUUGUAUGCUUGUUAACAAUAUCCUUUAUCAACUGCUAUAGUGUAAAACUAGCAACCAAAGUACAGAAUUUUUUCACCGUUACCAAACUUAUAGCUAUAGUGAUUAUAGUAGCGGGAGGUGCUGUUAUGAUUGCCAGAGGUGAAACAGAAUAUUUAGAGUCAGGGUUUGAAGGAUCUCAAACUUCACCAUCUAUUAUAGCUCUAGCUUUUUAUGAUGGACUCUGGGCAUAUGAUGGAUGGAAUAAUUUGAAUUACGUCACAGAAGAAUUAAAGGAUCCUUACAAAAAUCUACCUCGUGCCAUUAUGAUUGGUAUACCUCUAGUCACUGUAUGUUAUAUACUCACCAAUGUAUCAUACCUAACAGUAUUAUCACCAGCAGAACUAUUGUCUGCAAGCGCAGUUGCUACGACAUGGGGACAGAGAGUUCUUGGUGUUAUGGCAUUUAUUAUUCCAUUAUCUGUUGUAUUUUCUACAUUUGGUGCUGCCAAUGGAUCGUGCUUUACAGGAGGAAGAGUUAUGUUUGUGGCCGCUAGAGAAGGUCAUUUACCAGAAGUUUUAUCAUUCGUACACACACGACAAUUCACUCCUCUUCCAUCUUUAGUUGUAUCAACAAUAUUAGCAUGUGUAUUAGUAUUGAUGGGGGACAUAUUUGCCUUGAUUGACUUCUUCAGUUUUGCUGCUUGGAUGUUUUAUGGUCUUACAAUGGCAGCACUUAUAGUCAUGCGAUACACACAGAAGGAUGCUUACAGACCAUAUAAAGUACCCAUUAUCAUACCAAUUAUAGUAUUACUGUGUUCCUUUUACCUGGUGAUAGCACCAAUUCUGCAGAACCCUAGGAUAGAAUUUCUUUAUGCAUCUAUAUUUAUGUUUAGUGGACUUAUAUUUUAUGUGCCAUUUGUUGUAUACAAAAAGGAAUUGUCAUUUAUGAGACAUGUGACCUACCUUGUCCAGAUGGUAUUUUGUGUUGCGCCAAGUCGAUACGAUAAAGACAUUGUAGAAUGAUUGUGAAAAACAGUACAUUUAUUAAUAAGCUUUAAUUAAAUGUAUAUUUUCUCUUACAAACUGUGAUAGAGUACCAGGCAGCAUGUCCAAUGCAUUUAAAGGGAAUCUCUCCACGGAAAGUGCGGGCAUUUGCCUUUAUAGUAUAUUAGAAUAUAUACAAACUAAACGUUUUUAUUAUAUUUGUUAUUAUUGUGAUAUUUUUAUCCAAUAUUUAAGUUUUAGUUAAAUAAUUUUUUGAUUCUCUCAGCUUGCCUUGUUGUUGCUUGAAUUUAAUAUCCUGUUUGUUGUUGUUAAAAAGUUUAUAAAAAAAAAAAAAAAAAAAAAAAGUAAAAAGUAAAAAAAAAAAAAAAAAAAAAUAAUAAUAAUAAAAAUAAGUAAAAAAACAAAAGAAAAAAGAAAAAAUAUGUGUGUAAACAUGUAUAUGAAAAGAUAAAAAAAAAUGUGUGCUUAAGCCUUCCUAAUAUGAGAGAAUCUCUAAAAAAAACAUUGCCUUAGAAAUAAAGUGUAAGGUGUAAAUAUUAGACUUCAAUUAAGAAGUAAGUUCUGAACUUCAUAUUCAUUGUUUAUAGCUCAAGUUAUCAUUGAUCAUAUUACCUUCAUUGUGAAAUAAAUUCCAAAUCAUUUAUUGUUUUUAAACAGUAUUUUUGUAUUUAAAUCAUUGGCCAGGAGAAUGGUUAUUUGUUAGUAUCAUGACUAUAAUAUGCAAAAGAAUUCACUGUGGAAAAUAAUAGAAUUAUUUUCAUAUUGUAUUCAUUACUUUGGUCAAAAUAUUUUUAUUAAGUAUGGUUUAUAUGUUUUAAUUUUGAAAUUAAGAUUUUAUAUUGGGAGUAAAUAUUCAUGAAAUUCAUGCCAUUCUCUGAGUUUGUUUAUUAAUAUCAGAUACAGUAAUGUUAAUUUGAUAUAUAAUUUAUCAUUCCAACUUGAACAGAAGCUGUGUUCAGUGAUUGUUCUAUAAGAAUUGAUGCAUAAUUGCCAUUAUGCAGAAGUUUUCUGUGAUUAAUAAAACGUAUUUUUAGUAAAGGGAUUUUGAAUAGCACGUUUUGGAAUCUAAAUUUGCAAAUAUUUCAUAUAGCAUAUUUUAUGAAUACAAGCAUUACACAGGGAUUUUUCUGAAUAUUAAUUUUUUAUGCAAGGACCAUCACCUAACUAGGGCUGUUCAUGAAUAUGGUAAACACAUAGGAGGCACUUUUUUAGCCCCUGCCAUAGGCAACAGAGGCAUUAAGUGUUGCCCUUGACCUUCUGUCUUUGACCUCUGUCCAUCCCAUUUUUUUCCCGCACUGUAACUUAAUUUGCCUCAUGCAAAUUUUAUAAAACUCAAAGGCAAUGAUAAGAAUGGUUGUGAUUCAUUUUACCAUUCUUGAGUUAUGCCCCUUCUCAACUUGGAAAAUAUCAAAGCUUCAGGUCACGCAUUGAUGGCUCUCGACUCAUUCUUUUUAUUAUAAGACACUGAUCCCCCAUAAAAUAAAAGUGCAACUACCCAUAAUUUAUUAAAUUGAGUGCCUCCCAUUCUUCACCAGAUAAAUUUUGAAACGGACCUAAUAUUAAAGUCAUUUGGCCCUCAUCAUUCAUUUUGAAAAGUGGAAUUUUCAAGUUAUGUCUCACCUUAGUCUAAGUUAGAUUUUAUAUCUGUUACAUGUAAAUAAUAAGUUUAACUAAAGUCUUUCAUAAUGGACUUGUAAUUUGUAAAUAAAAUGCAUUAUAUAUAUAUAUAUUUGAAUUAUCAAUUCAUACCUUAAUGAUCUCUAUAUGUAUUUAUGUUUACUACAAUGUAUUGUCAUCUUUAUCUGUUUUGAAAAUGUGAUAUUUUUUCACAUAUUUGUGUUUUGUUAUGAAUAAUUUGUAUUUGAUAUACAAAUUCUUUACAUAUGUUUGAGCUAAAUAUGUAAAACAAAUUCCAUUUUCAUCUUCUCUCAAAAUUUAUCAGAUAUACAUUCAAUAUGUGAUUUCUCAUUGUUUGAAUUAAAUGAAGAAAAAAUUCCAUAUGUUUCUUCGUAGGCAAUAAUUAAGAUAUCAAGUUUAUGUAUGUAAGGAUAAGAUUUUAAAAAGCUUUGUUAAAAUAUAAAACAUUCCUUUUGUCUUACAUAUUCUGCCUUUAAGAAGAACCCCAUUGAUAAAACCUUCAGCUUAAAAAUUUAUUUUGAAAGAAAUUACCUAAUGUGGUUAUAUUUUUCCAUUUUAUUUUUAAACUCAUUUCCAUUCUUAAACAUAUAUUUCUUUGUACCGUCAAUUCAGAUCUUUUUUUUAAACCUUUUUAUUAUUGCAAAAAAUUGUAAUAGACUGGUUUCACAAAAAUUAAAACUCACAUUUUUUAAUUUUGAUAAUAUUAUUUGUAUGCAAAACUACAUGAUUCAAAAUGAUUUAUCGUUGGUCCAUAAAUUGCAGUAAUAAGAGCGUAAAAAAAUGUCUGAAUUUACUGUACAGUAAAACUUUUGAGUUAAUACCAUUCAUUAUGUCUCUAAUCGAUUCAUGUCUUAAAGAUGUACAAGAAUUCAUUUAAUUACUCGAUGCACCUUAAAUGGAACCCAAUUAUUGAAAUUUUUUUCAUAGCCGUGUAACAAUUCACCAAACAAUGUUCAGUUUAAUUUAUUGGUUAUUUUAUUGCAAUAUGUACCAAAAAUAUGUUUAGUGUUUCGUUACACCUCUGUUUUUUUCAUUAUUACGAUUUACAUAUAUAAUUUACUAGUAACCUGCACAUCAUAUUUCCCACGGUUUAUUGAGAAAAAGUUUACACUUUUACUUGAUUACUUCGAGGUCAAUUCAUUGUAUCAUUUGAUAUUGUAGCUUUUUGUCUUGCUCAAAAAGUAUGCUCAGCUAGAGUAUGUUUUGAUGAGUGUUGUUUAUAAGAUUUUAGAACGUAUAUUUGAUAAUAUUUUAUCAGACCUGUUCGUUUUGUUCAAACUGAUGUUCAGUGUAAUUUAAUAUACUUCACAAUUGUAGAUUGCGCUCUCAUGUAGAUGCAAAGUCUUUUUGACUAUACACUUAAUUUAAUAAUUUAUUUAUUGUAAAGUAUCAUCAAAUACCAUGACAGUAUUUGAUUUCAGGGUACAUAUACAUGAAAUUCAUGAAUGUUGUAUAAUUGUGUACCAUUUUCCAGAAUGAUAUCUUCUUGGUAGAUGGAUAUAUAUUUUUUACUGCUAAACAGACCAAUCAGAUAUGAGCAUUUAGAAAGUUGAACCAAAGAACAAAAAUAAUUUAAAAUUGUGAUACAAAUGUAUUUAUAUUUCUACCUGUCCAUUCACUUUGGCUGAUUGAAAUUCUUAGGUGAAGCCUCCCCCCCCCCCCCUCAAAAAAAAAUCCUAGAUCCUUGGUUAACUUCCCACCCAUUCCAAUAUUUACCAAUUUGUUCCAAUAUUAUUUAUUUUACAUUUGUGCCAUUAAAAAAUCAUGUUUAUUCCACCAAUACGUUUCUAGUUUACUAGAAAAAAAAGAGAAAGUAGUAAAACUGCCUUCUCAUUUUUGAAGGCUGUGCAAGAAUCUUGGAAAAUUGCUUUUAUGGUUUUAAGAUCCUUGUUGAGUUCCAUACUACUGAAUAAUUUAAAGCAAUAUAGUGUCAAUUAUUUUGAAAAGAACAAUGAGUGGCGAAUUGUAGCUUGAUAUGAUUUAAUUUUGUGAUGACUUCUGAGGUGUAGACCAUAAUGCAGAUGGUCAGCGAGUCCAAAGUGAAUAACCGGUGUUCUUUAAUUAUCUGUGAUUGAAUGCCCACUAUUGGUUUACAAAGUCUAAGAUCUUGUUAAACAUAGUAAAUGCUCAUUAACAACGUAUUUACAAAAGAAUCUCUGGAUUUUAUUGGUUGUAAAACUGAAUCGUUAUUUAUAUGAUACUGUUAUGUAAAUAUUUUUAUUUUUCAGUUAUACUGUAGUAGCCUUCAUUGUAAAUAUAUUCAUAACUUUGUAGUUAAUAUUCAUCAUAGAUUCAUAGAUGUUGUAUGAGUUCCAUUCUGUAUAGUUUUUGAUUUUGUAUAUAUUUGUAUAUACUGACAUAUUUAUUUUGAGUUCAAAAGUGCUGUUUCUUUCAUGUAACAUGAAGAAAGAAAUGAUACAUGUAGUUUUUUUAUUGAAAUCUUUUUCUUUCAUUCUCCUACCUUUUACUUUCUUUACAAAAAGAGCCUUUGAACAAAAACUGAUCUCCGUUUCACAAUAGUUUUAUAACCAAAUGCAAAUGCUCUAGAAAUAUACAAGUUUGUGACUUGUUAUAAGGGUUAUGCCCUUUUGCAAAUUGGGACAUAAAAAUAAACUCUAAAAAAACCUUCCUGAGAUUUGCAGAAAUAAAUUUUCAUUUAAAUUUAUAUCUCCAUUGCCUUAGAACAUUUGUAGUUGAAUUAUUUAUUUUGCUUUUGUUUCAUAAUUUGUAUCACCUAGUCUAGUUGUGAAGCAAUAUCUUUUAGAUGUUAUUCAGCGUUUUAUACAUGUUAUAGAACAGAUAAAUAUACAUUUUAUGUUUACAUGGUAUAAUUGCAUUGUAUGUGAUGUCUGAAAGGUUUUGUAAGAAUGAACCAUUUCAAAGGUGCUUAUAGGAUUAUUAAUUGUUUGUAAAUGAGGGGUAUAGUUUGUCAUCAGUUUAUUUUACAACAUGAGUCAUUCAAGUAAUUGCAUUAGGCCACACCAUACUAAUUUACUGUUGUUGUGAUUUGCCUUUUUAUCGACAUGGGUCUUUCAAGUAAUGCAUAAGCAUUAGGCCACACCAAAUUAAUUAUUGUUCUUGUGACCUGCUUUCCUCAUGAAUUUUCUUGAUUCAAAAAUCUAAUUCUUAAGAAUUUGCCUUUCUUCUCUUCAUUUCAAAUUUCAAAAUAAAAAGUUGUGGAAUUUUUUUUAUGUUAUAAUAGUUGAGUUAUUUGUCUCUUCAAGGGAAUUCUCUUUUUAACAGGAAAACUUCAAAGAACAGCAAAUUAAUUUGAUAUGACUCCUAAACUUACAAUAAACUGCAGUUCCAGCUUUAAUUGAUUUUAUGCUUGAAUUGUAAUUUUUUGAUGGAACAAAUUUGGCUCAUGUUGAUAUUUAAAUAUUUGACAAAGAUGUACUUUGAUUUCAAAUGUGUGUAAUAGGUUGAUCAUGUUAAUUUAUAUAUUUUUCUUCUUUAUUUUUGGAGUUUAUAAAAUAAAGAAGUUAAUAAAUAUAGCAGAAAACAG